AUGGAGCACGUGGAGCAAGCUGUGGCCAAGGCUCUCGGACAAGUGGUGCAGACGGGCCUCGCAGGGGUUUCCUCCCACAGCCAGGCCAUCGCGGCCAAAAUGGCAUCAUGGAAGAAGGGGAUCCUGGAUGAAGGUGCACGCCAGCUUGCAGCCACAGAUGCUCAGAUCAAUGAGGCUGUGCAGAGGGCGGAGGCGACAGUGGGUGGCCUCUUGAGGCUUGCCCGCUCUUUGUAUGAGCGGGACAGGCCAAAGACUGAGGAUGAGAUUGUUGCAGCGAUGAUGCUGCAGGUCGAGCAGCACAUGGAAACCCUGGCACUCUCGGGCAGUGCUGGUGCAGCUGGGACCGGGGGAACGAUCCAGACAUCCCCCAUGGAUGUGUGCCCUGCUUCGGAAGACACGCUGAAAGAGAUGAUGCAGUACGGCUUGCUGUUGCAACGUGCCGACGGCACCUACGAAACCCCGGACGAGCAGGACCGAAGGCUUGCUCACAACAUGCGGAUGAGGUUCAAUCGGAGCUUCGACAGCCCGCUUUGCCCGCAGCCUGUGCUGGAGGCGGCAAAGGGACUCUUCGAAGAGUGGGUCCAGGCUGCCGAAAACUGGGACAACUCAAGCAUCGUCUUUAACGCCAAGCUCUCCAAAACACAACGACGCCGCGGAAAAUACGUUAUGAAAACGUUUCGGGACCUGAAGGCACUGUACGGCAGCGCCAGUGCCAAGGCAAUCCGCGAAAAAAAAAAGGAGUUGGGCUCCGAAUGGUGGUGGCCGCAUCCAGAAAUGGGGGAGAGCGAGGACAUCGAUGUCGAAGCAGAGUGGGAAUGCUUCAAAGUGUACGACUCCAUGGAGUUCGAGGACGACGAGACGAGCACGCAGGAGCAUUCGUUCAGGGCAGAGGGCACUCUCGAUGCUGAUGCUACAAGGGCUCUUGUGGGAAGCUACCACCAGCCGGGCGCUCCGGCCAGUUCGUCCUACUCGGUGAUCCCUGUGCCUGCUAAGAUGCCUCCCGCCCCGCCCGCCACCCCCGGUGCCGGCGGUCAAGCCCCAGAGCAAGUCCCGGGAAAGGGAAAAUCCAAAGGCAAAACCUCCCUGCGAAAAGCCGCCACGACAAAGCUCUCUCAAAUCUCUUCGAAGCUAACCGAAGCCCGUGUUCUGGCUGCCGAGCUGCCUGCUGCCACGCAAAUGCCUCUCAGCCUGAGAAGAUCAGAUUAUCAAGAGCUGAUUUGA
Messenger RNA from Symbiodinium sp. CCMP2592, 1221 nucleotides. The record is from the annotation of a GenBank genome assembly. NCBI's taxonomy places the organism in Eukaryota, Dinophyceae, Suessiales, Symbiodiniaceae.